Molecule: messenger RNA, 3165 nt
Organism: Tetrahymena thermophila SB210
Lineage: Eukaryota; Ciliophora; Oligohymenophorea; Hymenostomatida; Tetrahymenidae
Product: zinc finger, C2H2 type family protein
Exons: 4
Biological process (GO): termination of RNA polymerase II transcription
Cellular component (GO): cytoplasm; mRNA cleavage factor complex
Molecular function (GO): mRNA binding; RNA polymerase II complex binding
Source: RefSeq, a predicted model, not a curated record
AUGAAUCUUCCUCAGAAUUAAAUAAUAGUAAAAAGCGAAUGGCAAGAAUUAACAGAAGAUGAUAGAACUGAUAUCAAUAAAUUUGAUAAAUAUUUAUCAGAUUUAUUAUCUUAAGAUAAGGUUACUAAUUCAUAAUAUGAGCUGAUCAUAGAAUAUAUUUUAGGUAGGGCUUAUCUUGCAAAAUUUAUAACUGGAAGGCUAAAAAGCCACAGCUCAUCAAAGGCUAAGAAUAAGUAUAGAUUAAUGCAUUUGAUAAAUAGGUUAAUAUUAGAAAAGGAAAGUGAUAAGAAAAGAUGUAUUGUAUAGUAGCUUGAGGAAGCUUUGUGCUAGAUUUUUGUUAAUAUUUUUGAAGAAUAUAAAAAUGAUGCAUCCAAAAUUGAAAAUUUUAAACUAAUGAGGUUAGGCUGGGUUAAAAAAGUAUCAGAUGAGACUAUUUACAAAAUGGGUGAAGAAAUAGGAAAUAACCAUUUUAUUGAUAUUGAUUAAGGAUUAAGCGAAGAAUCAGUUGAAAAAAUAAAAUUAUACUAUUUUAAAAAUAACAUAGAUCCAAAUAUAUAUUUAAAAAAGGCUAUUGAUGAGAUUGAACAAAAGAAAUCUUAGUAGAUCAACUCAUCAGUAUAAACUUAAAAAAAUUCGCAAGAAAAGCUUUUAUAAGAAAAGAAGAAGAAAAAACCUGUUCUUCCUUAGCAAGCAUAAAGUAGCUAACAACCUCAGUAAAAGUAGGAGAGACCUAUUUAACAACAGUAAGUUAGUCAAUUAAGUUAAGAAGAGAAAAAGAAGCUACAGCAACAAAAGAUGAGAAAGAAUUCUAGCAAUCAAAACUCAGAAAUAAACAGCAAUCCUUAGCAAUAAAGCUAAUAGUAGUAAUAAUAAUAACAACAUUAGUAAAUUAAAAGUUAAUAAAAUGAUAUAUUGUAAAAUAACUAAACGAGUUUAAACUCUUUGCUAACUACGCAGAAUGUUUCUUCUUUAAAUAGCUCUUCUUAGCAAAUAAAUAAGAAAGAUGAUAAUGAUGUAGAUAUUUAAAUUAAAAAGAAACCCAAGAAACCUAUUUAACCUAUUUCUGGUCAUAUUCAUUAGUCACCAUCUGUAUAGCAAAAGCCAGCAAACUCGUCAAUCCCGCAUCAUAAACCAUCGGUUGAUACUAUUAAUGGCAAUACACCAUAAAAGAAAGUAAAAACAGUACCGUAGGUGAGUGGAAACUCUAAUUAAAAGAAUGAUUCAAACACUUAUAAUCCAGCUUCAAUUAGACCUCAAAACUAGUAAGCAUAGCAUCUAUAGAAUUAAUAGCAAAUAAACUAACAAGUUAAACCAAAUAGAUUACCAGAGAAUAUCUAAAAAGAAAGAGUAAAAAAGCUGAACGAAGAAAGCAAAAAUUUAAAAACUCCUUAAGGAUUGCUUCUGAUGCCAACGUAAAGCUUAGGUUAUGGUUUAGCAAGUCAACCCGAGCCAUAACCAAUUUAAACUUCUUCACAGCAAUAAAUUUAAUUUAAUUCUAGUCAAGGACAUAUUCAAAUAGGUAGUAAUUAAGAAGGUAUUUAGCCAUAUAUUCCUUAAACUCCUAAUCUUUUAAAUACAAGUCUACCACCUCCUUUACCUCCUCAACCUUAGCAGAAUAUGCCUCAAUCGAUACCAUCUUCAAAUUAACAAUUUUUACCUAAAAGCUAAUAACAAAUCGAAAUUAAGCAACAAUAAACCCUUACUCCAUUGCAAAGCAUUUUGUAGCCAAAUCAUCCUUCACAUUCUUUACAGUCAUCAUAGAAUCAAUUUGGAAGCAACCAAGAUUUCAAUUCAAAUACCUCCUUACAAAAGCAAAUAAAUAAACCACCUUUAUAGAUGUAAAAUAUACUACCAACAUCUACACAUAAUUUUAGUAACAAUAUGCAGUAAUCUUCCAAUUAGGAUCCUUUGCAAAACCAAACAACUGUGAGUUAAAAUAUAAAUGUUUCAUCAAACGCUCAAAGAAAUCAAGAUUUUAAUAUUUAAAACUAAUAAUCGCAAUCAAAUUAGCCAAUGUUUAUGAAUUAAAGACUGGCGGGAAGUGGGCCCUAAGAUAACUAAGGCAUGAAUCUUAAUAUCAGAAAAAAAUAUCCCCCAGGACCUAGCUUGCCAUAUUAAUAGCCCCCUCCUCCUCCACCCACUCCUCUAGGUUAAUUAAUAGACAAUCAAAACAAUUUUUAAAUGAAUAUGGAUAUUGAAAGCUAAAAUAACAACAACAUUCCUAGAAGAUAGAUACCUCCUUUCAACUAAAUUAUUUAACCUUAACAUUAACCACCACCUCCUCUUCCUCAUAUGCAGUAAUAAAACAUUCAAAACAUGAACGGAAACAGAACUCCCCAAGGUAGCAGCUAAAACUUAAAUAGUAGCGGUUAGAUAGAAUAAAAUUCUUAGACCCCUCAUAUAAUACCUCCUUAUUAGCAACCACCCCCUCCCCCAACAUAGAUAGCCCCUAUAAGAUAAAUAAGCUAAAGUGGAUACAACCUAGCUGGAAUACAAUAAGAUAAAACAAGCUUGUUCUAUGAACUGUUUAAUUUCAUAAAACCUACAAUGAGCACAAAAUAUUAUUUCAUUAGCGAAAUAGAGAAAAUGAAAUAAAAUAAAAUAACUUCGAUUCACCCCUAACUCUUUUUAAAUAGAAAUGAAGAAAUUAUAAUGAAUUCAAGGAGCAUUAUUUAUGAUAGUCUACCUUAUUAAUGUGCAAAUUGUGGAAUUAGAUUUUCUGCAAAAGAAGAUCUUAAGAGCCAUCUAGAAGACCAUACAAUAAAAAAUUUAAAAAUUAUUGAAUCAAAAAGAGAAAAAGAAAAAGAAAAGAAGAAUAGAUAAUUAUUCUACGAUGCUAAUUAAUGGAUAGAUUGCCAAGACGAAGAUAUUGAAAAAGAAUAAGAAAGCGAGUCUGAAACGGAAAAAAAUUACUUUGUCCCUCAAAGUAAAUCUAAUGGUAAAUGUGAUUUAUGUCAAGAGCCAUUUAUUUUAACAUGGAGUGAGGAUAAUGAAGAUUGGGUAUACGAAAAUGCCAAAAGAUUUGAAAUAUUUGAAACAUCAACAGGAAAAUGCUAAAUUGCUAUAGUUCAUUUGACAUGCUAUAAAGUAUUAGAGAAGUAGUCCGAAAUAGAAAAUCAAGGAAACGAAGAAUAAUUUGAGUCAACUGAAAAGCUUUUAAGUUGA